AUGGCAAUCUUAUACUUUCUAAAUGCAUUCCAUGUCGGAGGCAUCAUCUUCCUGGCCUGGGGGAUCAAUCUGGUUUAUGUCGCCUUUCGCCAAGGUCUCCGCGACAUCCCAGGCCCGCUGGUUGCGAGAUUCAGUUCUCUCUGGCGUCUGUUACUCGUGAGAAAGGGGAAAGCACAUGAUGAAUACCGGAAGCUACACCAGACAUAUGGCCAGGUUGUACGGACCGCCCCUCAUGUCGUGGACAUAUCCGAUCCGGCCGCCAUUUCUGCCAUAUAUGGCAUCAACAGCAAGUUUUUAAAGUCCCCCUUCUAUCACACGCUGGACGUGAUGAUCGAUGACAGUUUUGCGCCCAGCAUGUUCACAACCACUUCACCCGAAGAGCACAAGGCCCUGAAGCGGCCCGUGGCGCAAAAGUUUAGCAUGACAUCUAUUCGUACCCUGGAGUAUCUGGUGGACCCCUGCUGCGAGAUAUUCACAACAGCCAUGAAAGAGAUGGAAGGCAAGGUCAUCGAUCUUGGGGUUUGGGUGCAGUGGUACGCAUUCGACGCUAUCGGUGCCAUCACUUUUGCGGAGCGGUUUGGUUUUAUGGAGCGCCGCGAAGACAUCCACAACGUCAUAUCUGGGAUAGAGACUGGCCUGAAGUAUGCAGGACUCAUUGGACAGCUGCCAUGGCUUCAUCCUUUCCUACUCGGCAGCUUGACUGUCCGCACAAUCAUCCGCAAGCUGUCCUUUCAGGAUCCAGUGGAGACUGUCACCAGAAUGGUGCUAGACGCGAUGCAAAGGUACGACGAUGGCGACAACUCUACCGACCGAGUCGAUUUCCUAGGCUUUCUCCGGCAGCAGCAGAAGUCAACCGGCAAACCGAUGCCACGAGGAGAGUUGAUGAAUCACUUGACGAACAAUCUCCUUGCCGGAAGCGACACAACCGCAAUAUCACUGCGGGCUGUAUUUUACUAUGUCAUUCAAGAUCAGAGAAUCUACAAGAAAUUGCAAGAAGAAGUUGAUUCGUUUCAAGCUGCCGGGAAGCUUUCUCCCGUGAUCAGCUUCGCCGAAAGCCUUGAGAUGGAAUACCUCCAAUUGUGCCUUAAAGAGGCUAUGCGGAUGCAUCCCGGAGUAUCGUAUCCCCUCGAAAGAUUGGUGCCCGCCGGAGGAGUGCAUUUGGGAGGGCAGUAUUUGCCAGAGGGAACCGUGGUAGGGAUGAACCCAGCUGUGGUCCACCGUGACCGCGAGGUAUUUGGAGAAGACGCGGAUGUGUUCCGACCAGAGCGGUGGUUGGGCGAGGACGACGAGGUCGCCAAUAUGGACCGUCAUUUGCUUACCUUUGGGGCUGGCGCCAGGACGUGCAUCGGCAAGAACAUUUCCAUCAUGGAGAUGGGGAAGCUCGUGCCUCAGGUUCUUCGGCAGUUUGAGCUACAGUGGGCGUCGGAGAAGCCGGAGUGGGAUAUUGACACAUACUGGUUUGCCAAGCAGAGCGGUGUGCAGGUGCGAUUCAAGGAACGGUUUCCUGGUCGGCAGAGUGAGAUGUAA
Messenger RNA from Colletotrichum orchidophilum, 1527 nucleotides. RefSeq lists its product as uncharacterized. The record is from RefSeq and is a predicted model, not a curated record. Bases 1 to 1527 code for a protein of 508 amino acids. The transcript is spliced from 6 exons. Lineage: Eukaryota; Fungi; Ascomycota; Sordariomycetes; Glomerellales; Glomerellaceae. Gene Ontology annotation, molecular function: heme binding; oxidoreductase activity, acting on paired donors, with incorporation or reduction of molecular oxygen; monooxygenase activity.